GGCAGGACUGUUGAGAGCAGGUGGAAGCCGCACUGUGUCGCUACUGCUGCUCUCUGCCUGCCUCUCACGAAACACUAACCCAUUGGGGAGAGAGCUGAGAGCGCAGAUCCGAGGCAAGGCAACUCCAGCGCAGCAGUCAAGGAAUAUUCAGCGAACAUCAUAACUUAUUAUUUUUUGAAAGCACAGCGUUAGAAAACACGGAACGGGUGGGAUCAUAAGUUGUCACCUCGUCUGAAUAAAUAAGUUAGGCUAAUGAAAUGGCAUUAGGUUUUUCUGUGUACGCUUGACUAUCAGGAAAAUCGAAACGCCGCUCAGCUCGCGAGGGAGUGCAGGGAUCAUAUUUCCCUACUCUCUGUGAUCACAUUACUUGCUCGCAGCCGAUACCCUGGAAUGGACUUAUCCAAUAGCUAAUGCCAAGACUGGAUCUAUUUUAAUUACAUUGUUUUUAAAGACACUGCGUUUUUUUAAAGUUCGCUUCUUCUAACCUUUUUAUAAUUGAAGGGUUGUCCCAAAACUCCGCGGCAAUGGGGGAGCAGCCAAUCUUCACCACCAGGGCCCAUGUGUUCCAGAUUGACCCGACCACCAAGAAGAACUGGGUCCCAGCCAGCAAACAGGCAGUCACCGUUUCCUACUUCUACGACUCCACACGCAACAGCUACCGCAUCAUCAGUGUAGAUGGAUCCAAGGUGAUCAUCAACAGCACCAUCACCCCAAACAUGACCUUCACCAAGACCUCCCAGAAGUUUGGCCAAUGGGCUGACAGCAGAGCCAACACAGUGUUCGGACUGGGGUUUGCCUCCGAGCAGCAGCUGGCCAAGUUUGCUGAGAAGUUCCAGGAAGUGAAGGAAGCAGCGAAGCUGGCCAGGGACAAGUCACAGGAGAAGAUGGAGACAUCGAGUAACAAUUCCCAGGAGUCGGGUCGUGAGACCCCCUCGUCCACCCAGGCCUCCAGCAUCAACGGGACGGACGAUGAGAAGAUCUCCCACGGAGGACCGGAGACCGCAGCGCUGAUGAGCGAGAACGACAAACUCAAGACCACUGUGGAACAGAGUAACACCAAUGCUAAGAAGUUGGAGACAGAGCUCCAGACUCUACGGGACAGUAAUGCUCGGCUGGUAGACGCGCUAACGGAGUCCUCCGCUAACGUAGAGAUCUGGAAGAAACAACUCAACACCUGCAAGGAGGAGAGCGACACACUGAGGGAAAAGAUAGCAGAGUUGGAGUCUCAGUGUGAAAAGGCCAACGUGGAGAAGGAGAGGAACUCUAAGCUGACUGUACGAGUUCAGGAGCUGGAGACGGAGCUGCAGGACAAGGAACAGAACCUGAAGCAAGCAGAGAUCAUCCCUCAACUCAUGGCAGAGUGUGAGAGCAUCACCGAGAAACUACAGGCUGCUGAGGUGAAGAACAAGGACCUGGAGGAUAGGAUGGAGGGUCUUCAGGCCGACAUCGAGGACAGCCAGUCCAAGCAGGGCAACAUGAAGGGAGAGCUGAAGAAGUUCAUGGACGUCCUGGAUGGGAAGAUUGAUGAGCUGCACGAGUUCAGGCAGGGCCUGUCCAAACUAGGGCUGGAUAACUGAGGGAGGAAGAGACAGAGGAGAGGAGAGAGGGAUGGAGGGAUGACCGGUUAGAGAUGGAGGUUUUAGAAAUACCUUCAGGACAGGACUCUGUGGCGCCACGCCCCCAAAGUGGAGACCACACUGAACCAAUCAGCUGUAAACACACUACACAGUACAGAGAGGGAGGGAGGGGGGGGGGUUGAGAGAGGCCAGGGCAGGCAGGGGAUCACCUGAUGGUUCCAUCUGGUGUAUCAGUCAGUCAGUGUUCUGGAACUAGAACCUAGAGUCUUCUCUCUGGUUACUGCUCUGUCUCUGUGGGGGGGGGAGACCGGUUCCAGUUCUAGAACAGGUGACAGGUUCUAUAGUUCUGUCUGUUGUUUCUACAGGCUGAACUAAGAGGGAAGAAAGGCUUUAAAAAGGGCUACAUGUAUUUAAACUACAGCUAAUGCAGUACAACCACAGAUACGUAAUGAUCCCACACUAUCCUACUGGUCUCUUUAUGACAUGAGGGAAAUAUAGAAGAUAUACACUCUUUAAGACUUGUCUUUAUAUUGUGGCUUCAUGUCGAUCUCAGGUGUGUUUAAAGACAGUUUGUUACUUGUUAGUUAAUAUGCGAAUACAUGACACGGCGGUGUCAUCAAGUGCCUCAGGAGAACCGGCCAAACUAGACGGAUGAUGACCAUGCAUCACCAUAGUAAUGCACUAAUUAAAUAUUGCUAUGAAAAUUAAAAAUGUUUAAACCGUUAAUUUAAGGAAUCAUAGUAGUGUGACAACCACAACAGGACAACCACCACAACAACAACAGCCACCACAACAAUGACUACAACAGGACAACAACAACAGGACAAUAACAACAGGAUGACAACAACAACAGGACAACAACACGAUGACAUCAACAGGACAAUAACAUCAACAAUAACAACAACAGGACAAUAACAUCAACAACACACGACGACGACAACAACAACAACAACAGGACAAAAUGAGAAGAAGAGGAGAAAAAAGGAGAAAAAUCUUGUUUGAAAAAAGUAGUUCUGUUGAUGAUGUCAUAAUGACGAUGACGUCAUAAUGACGAGACCGUGAAGGGAAUGAACAGAUGUUUGGUUCAAUAACAGAAGUUUCAAGGGUUUCGGUAAACAUUAACGUUUUGAAUCUGCAGCACUGUAAUGUAAUGCGCAUAAGAAAUGAAGACGAGGCUCCUUUUUAGAAAUGUGAAUAGAUGAAACCAGGACUUUAUAGUCCGAGGAGGCAGAGAAACCCUAAACUAUGCUAGAUAACCCAUUUGUAACGAGUGCAAUGUUUAAUGAGGAUUUUGCAUGUGUGUAAUACUUCAUAUUUCUUUCUGUCAGUUUUCUAGAACAAAAGUAUGAAGUAUGUCUUUAAAAUCUGUUGUUCAUAUAGGAUAUGUGCUUCCUCCACUACUUUGGUCUGUUUGUUUUAUUAGUCUGGUCAGUGGGGAUAUUUUAGGAGGGACUUGGUUGUUGCUGCUGGCUGGGUGAACUAUAAACUAGGAACUAUGGGGAAGAAUACUUUAUGAAAACAACACAUGAGAUCUGGGCCUUUAAAUCAACCCUGUGAGAUCUCUUUAGUUUGAGUUAUUCUGCUGAUUUUCUUUGUGUUUUGUGCCUAUUACAUUUAAUCUCUCUCUCUAUGGAAGUGGCCCCAGUAUAUAUGACAACAUUACCUAUUACAUUUAAUCUCUCUCUCUAUGGAAGUGGCCCCAGUAUAUAUGACAACAUUACCUUAAUGUGUGGAUGUUUCUCUACAGAUGAUAUUAUAUGUUCCCAUGUUUCUGGGCUCAACUUUUAUAUUAUAUAAUAUUUUGGGAGUGGGUGUGAUGGUGUGAUGAUAUUAUAUAUUAUAUAGUCCCUCCGUUUAAAAACAAAACGCACCCAGAAGUCUACCUUUUACAGAACGCAGUCAUGAUGAAUUGUAUUUGAAUAUUGUACUACAGACACAUCUUGUUGUGGGACAUCUGUGAGUAACACCAUGAUACAAGUGGAUAGAUUUCUAUCACUUGUUUUGAGAAAUGUUUUCACAAGAUGGGAGUGUGUCUACGGACGGACUGUAUAACUUUCCCCUGUUCCUCAUGUAACCACGACAUCCUCUGUGUGUACAGACUUCCAAUAGGCUGAACCUGAUCCAUAUAGCUCCUUCUCCUUCCUGUCAAUCAGAAUGACUCCACUUCUGUGACUCCUGGUCAAUAUUGUACCAUAUAGAAUUGACAGUUGUUCAAAUAUAGUUUAAUUACAAAUAUGUGGUCUGUGACUCUUCUGUCUCCAUACA
Molecule: messenger RNA, 3842 nt
Organism: Oncorhynchus nerka (sockeye salmon)
Lineage: Eukaryota; Metazoa; Chordata; Actinopteri; Salmoniformes; Salmonidae
Gene: homer2
Product: homer scaffold protein 2
Exons: 9
Coding region: 525-1577 (350 amino acids)
Biological process (GO): regulation of store-operated calcium entry; G protein-coupled glutamate receptor signaling pathway
Cellular component (GO): plasma membrane; dendrite; cytoplasm
Molecular function (GO): G protein-coupled glutamate receptor binding
Source: RefSeq, a predicted model, not a curated record